Messenger RNA from Myotis myotis, 6103 nucleotides. It is a transcript of the gene SUGP2, whose product is annotated as SURP and G-patch domain containing 2. Lineage: Eukaryota; Metazoa; Chordata; Mammalia; Chiroptera; Vespertilionidae. The record is from RefSeq and is a predicted model, not a curated record. Gene Ontology annotation, molecular function: RNA binding. Gene Ontology annotation, biological process: RNA processing. The transcript is spliced from 11 exons. Gene Ontology annotation, cellular component: nucleoplasm. The coding region runs from base 136 to 3456 and encodes 1106 amino acids.
AGCCAAACAGGCAAACUGGUGUGCGGCGGCGGUGCCUCGGCCGCUUUUUCCAGGCCGCUCUCCGUCAUCGGCGCCCCCUGCAAGGAAGUUUUUCGCCUUCGGAGCCUCCGCCCUGAAGAAGCAGGUCAGAGAAACAUGGCUACAAGGCGAAUUGCACAGGAGACUUUUGAUGCCGUGCUACAAGAAAAAGCUAACAGAUAUCACAUGGACCCCAGUGGUGAAGCUGUAGGUGAAGCUCUCCAAUUUAAAGCUCAAGAUCUUAUAAGGACACUGCCAAGAGUCAGAGCAGAUAUGUAUGAUGACAUUCACAGUGACAGCAGAUACACUCUGAGCGGAUCUGUGGCUCAUUCUCGAGAUGCUGGGAGAGAAGGCCUGAGAGGUGAUGUAUUUCCAGGACCUUCCUUCAGGUCAAACAACCCUUCUGUAAAUGAAGACAACUACUUUCGCAAAGAAUGUGGCCGGGAUCUGGAAUUUCCCCACCCUGAUUCCCGAGAUCAGGUCUUUAGCCACCGGAAAUUGGGACAUUUCCGUUCUCCAGACUGGAAAUUUACACUCCGUGGCUCUUGGGAACAAGACCUUGGCCACCCAGUUUCUCAAGAAUCGUCUUGGUCACAGGAGUAUAAUUUUGGUCCUUCUGCACUACUGGGAGACUUUGGGUCCUCCAGGCUGAUUGAGAAAGAGUGUUUGGAGAAAGAGAGUCGGGAUUAUGACGUGGACCGUCCAGGGGAGGCAGACUCUGUGCUCAGGGCCAGUGGCCAAGUCCAGGGCAGAGGCCGAGGUCUAAACAUCGUUGAUCAGGAGGGUGCCCUCCUAGGAAAGGGGGAGUCUCAGGGCCUGCUUGCACCUAAAGGGGGGGUUGGGAAACUUGUCACACUGAGGAACGUGAGCACAAAAAAAGUACCCACUAUAAACCGUAUUACUCCCAAAACUCAGGGCACUAACCAAAUCCAGAAAACCACCCCAAGUUCUGAUGUGACCCUAGGUGCAAACCCAGGGACAGAAGAUAUCCAAUUCCCCCCUCAGAAGAUCCCUCUGGGGCUCAAUCUAAAGGACAUUCGUCUCCCAAGAAGAAAGAUGAGUUUUGACCUCAUAGAUAAGUCUGAUGUUUUUUCAAGAUUUGGGAUAGAAAUAAUCAAAUGGGCAGGAUUUCACACCAUAAAAGAUGAUGUUAAAUUUUCCCAGCUUUUCCAGACUCUCUUUGAACUUGAAACUGAAACCUGUGCUAAAAUGCUUGCCUCAUUUAAAUGCUCCUUAAAACCAGAGCACAGAGAUUUUUGCUUUUUUACUAUCAAAUUUUUAAAGCACUCUGCUUUGAAAACACCCAGAGUUGAUAAUGAGUUUUUAAACAUGCUUUUAGACAAAGGUGCUGUGAAGACCAAAAAUUGCUUUUUCGAAAUCAUAAAGCCCUUUGACAAGUACAUAAUGAGGCUUCAAGACCGGCUUCUAAAGAGUGUCACGCCCCUGCUCAUGGCCUGCAAUGCCUACGAGCUGAGUGUCAAAAUGAAGACCCUUAGUAACCCCCUGGACUUGGCCGUUGCCCUAGAGACCACCAAUUCUCUCUGCCGGAAGUCUUUAGCCCUUUUGGGACAGACGUUCUCCUUGGCCUCUUCUUUCCGGCAAGAGAAAAUCUUAGAAGCCGUCGGCCUCCAAGAUAUAGCUCCCUCUCCUGCCGCAUUUCCCAACUUUGAAGACUCCACUCUGUUUGGGAGAGAGUACAUAGACCAUCUGAAGGCCUGGCUGGUCAGCAGUGGGUGUCCACUCCAGGUCAAGAAAGCCGAACCUGCGCCAACUCAAGAUGAGAAAAUGGUUCCUCCUACCAAACCUGAAAUUCAGGCCAGAGCUCUGAGUGGUUUAAGUGAUGCUGUCCCCCAGCGAGCAGAUCACAAGGUGGUGGACAUCAUCAACCAGCUGGUCACACGUGUCGUUGGAGGCAGCCUGUCUCCUAAAGAGAGAGCUCUUCUCAAGGAGGACCCUGCUUACUGGUUUUUGUCUGAUGACAGUAGUCUGGAGUAUAACUAUUACAAGCUGAAACUGGCAGAAGCACAGCGGAUAAGCCAGACCUCGCCAGGAGUGGGUCAGAAGCCAAUGGCUGCAGAGUGUGCAGUCCGGGCCAUGCUGUACGCCCGGGCAGUCCAGAGCCUCAAGAAGAGGCUCCUCCCAGGGCGACGGCGGGGGCUGCUCCGAGCUCCAGGACUCCAGGGUUGGAAGGUGAGGAGAGCAACCACCGGGACCCAGACCCUCCUCUCCUCGGGCACCAGGCUGAAACACCACAUCCGGCAAGCUCCAGGCUCCUUGCAGGGAAAGCCGCCCCAGCCAGAUGGAAAUGAUGCUGCCAAGGACUGCCUACCAGACUCAGCCGGGCCCUCUCCUCAGGACCCGAGCUCAGAAGCUGCAGGCCCAUCCCCCAAGCCAGCAGGAGCGGACGUAUCCGAAGCCCCUCAGAGCUCCUCUCCCUGCUUGUCUGCUGACGUUGACUUGAAGACUAUGGAGACUGCAGAGAAACUGGCCAAAUUUGUUGCUCAGGUGGGACCAGAGAUUGAACAAUUCAGCAUAGAAAACAGCACCGACAACCCUGACCUAUGGUUUCUACAAGACCAAAAUAGCUCAGCUUUCAAAUUCUAUCGAAAGAAGGUAUUUGAACUGUGCCCAUCAAUUUGUUUUACAUCACCUUCGCUGACCCUCCAUGCCAGCGAGAGCGCCCUAGAGUCUGUGGAAGGGGAAGGAGAGCUUGCGAAUGAGCCUCCUCACCAGGAGGUUGAGCUGGAGAGCCUAGAGGUGAUGCCUGAGGAGGAGGAGGAGGAGGAGGAAGAGGAGGAGGAGGAGGAGGAAGAGGAAGAGGGAGAGGAGGAAGACGAGGAAGAGGAGGAGGAGGCCCUCACUCCUGGAGGGCCCUCCAGGGCUCUAGGAGAGGCUGCCACUUCUGAGGGUUCUGAGGGCAGCCCCCCCACUGAUGGUCUUCCAAGCGAGGCAGCCGAGGAUGGCCCUGCUGGCACAUCUGCCCUGUCACAGGCCUGCUUUCCCCGGAAGAGGGUCAGCAGCAAGUCAUUGAAGGUUGGCAUGAUUCCGGCUCCCAAGAGGCUGUGUCUCAUCCAAGAGCCCAAAGUUCACGAACCAGUUCGUAUCGCCUAUGACAGGCCUCGGGGUCGUCCUGUGUCCAAAAAGAAGGUUGAGAACUGGGAAGGUGACCAUGGCUUGAUGAAACCCAAGGACUUUGACUUCACCCAGCAAAAGCUGACCGACAAGAACCUGGGGUUCCAGAUGCUGCAGAAGAUGGGCUGGAAGGAAGGCCACGGCCUGGGCUCCUGUGGGAAGGGCAUCAGGGAGCCCGUUGGCAUGGGUACGGCCUCCGAAGGGGAGGGGUUGGGCGCCGAAGGGCAGGAGCACAAGGAAGACACGUUUGACGUCUUCCGUCAGAGGAUGAUGCAGAUGUACAGACACAAACGGGCCAACAAAUAGGUAUGUGCAUGAGCUGGAACGUUGGGCAUCCUGCCUACGCUGGCAUUUUGAUAUGCAGCGACAGUUCCUCCACAAAAGUUGGUGUUUCCCACACUCCAAAACCAGACCUCAAAAUACAAAAAAAAAAAAAAUCAAAAAAUCUUUGAGGGAAACGAAAGGAGUCUUUGGAUGCGGAUGUUGUCCCCCCUCUCACCUUCCAGGUUUGGCUGAAGGAGUGAGUGCCUCACUGGCCAAGCACAGCUGCACGUGGCCUGCUUGCGGGGCCUCAGUUCGGGACUCCCAGGCUGCCACAGGAGCGGCCUGUGUCCCACAGUGUGAGAGUGACCUGGAAGCUGGCCGCAGAGGACCGUUUCCCUCUCUGAGGGUCUUCAAAUCCUUUUCCUUCUGAAGGGCCUUAGCCCUAUGAAUAUCCUCAUCUUUCUCUUCUCUUUUUAGUUUCCCUCCCCACCCAUAAUAUCCAACUCAGUUUUGAACAAAAUUGUUCUCUCCUUAAAUAGAUGAAAACCAUUGGUGAGAAAGAUAAGCCUUGAAGCAACAAUUAUUCUAAAAACGCCACCUCUGCCCCGGAUCCACCCUGGAGCCAGAGCCCAAGUCAGUUCGGUGUGUACAUGAAAAACAAAUGUCUCUGCAGUUUUUGGUGCAGAGAUUCUGCUGGCUUUUCUUUUUCUUAAAGAAAAAAGAAUGCACCACUUCCAAUCUGCUUUUGCCUUUCCUCUUCUUCCAACUGCUUUGGGCAGCAAGUCCUCUCCGAGUCUUUCCUGGUUCCCACAGAAGGUGGUGCUGCCCUGGCACAUUGCUGUCCAGAAGUGUUCUGUUAGCAAAUUUGAUGCUGAAAUGAUUACCAAUUGUGUCUUCUUAUUGUUUCCAGAAUUUAAACGGGAUCUAAUCUGUACUCUGGCACCACAGCCUGUCGGUGGAGCACUGAAGCUCUGAACAAGUGGAGAUACUUGAUUCCAUGAAUGUGUUAUUUAUGGAGUCUCAUCUCUUAAAUGCAUCCCAAGAGACUUAACAAAAUAUAGCAACGGUAUAAUACAGCUGGAUUCAGAGGGGAGUAGGCACCUCACUGAUGAAACUUUCCGCAAAUUUUUAAUUCUCUUUAGAAUCCACAAAGAAAGCUACAGUUUGUGUUUUCUUUUUAAACCACAUAUGAAGUUGCCUCCAAAGCGGUGGGGAUAAACUCUUCCAGACUCUUCAUUUUUUGCACGUGUGGCAGCGGAAAUAAUGUUCUGUUAGGGCCCUUUCACAGAACAGGGAGGGUCUUCUCGGGGUGGACUCCACAGCUGUUUGCUCUUUCGAGGUGUGCGAUUGCCACCCCUUCCCGCUUCUCCCUGUGCUUUGCAACUACAUGUUAAAUUCUCAGGCUGUGGUCAUCUCAACCCUUCUUCCUAAAACAGCAGUGUUGAAGUUUUAAAUAUGUGCUAAAAUCUAGAUAACUUGGUCGUUCUGAUAGUACAUGCUUGAGGAACACAGCAGUGAGUUACCUUGUGUUGGCUGCCAAGAAAUCCUUGCAUUCUCAGAGCACAGACCUCCCAGUUAUAGUCCUGCUUCUCUGGUUCUGUCUUACCUAUGUCCGUCCUGCCGCUCACCAUGGCAUAUCGCCUGCCUGGUGCCCUCUCUCUACAUGUCAGGUAUAGCCCCCAGAUCUCUGCCUGCUUCUGAUCACUUCUAUUGCUUUGGCAUCCAGCACAUCUUUAUGGCCAUGGCAGUGCCGGCGGCCCUUCAGCAGAGGUGAACCAGCCUGCAAGGGUGGUGUGUUUUGGGAGAAGCACACCUGUGGAAGUUCAUCUUCUCCUCUCUUUCCUGUCCUUUCAUCAGCCUUCCAUGUUGGCUGUGGGUUGGGCCACAAGAUGAACUCUGAGAACAGGGCCUUGGUCACCCAUGGUACCUGUUGGUCACACAGUACCCGUUGGCCUGAGUGAGACGUGCAUCCCCCAGCACAUUUCUCUUCCUCUUUGAGCAUAGCUCUGAAUGUCAUAUUCGCUCUGUCCUAGUGUGUUCAUUCUUGGCUUUCUCCACUUUUAUUCACAAGUGAAAUGCUUUAGGAAUUCCCAGGAUGUGAGCCUUGUCCCCACAACCUCCUGUCACUCCUCCUCCUGGGGACAUCCCCCUUUGAGCUCACACUGUGAAGCUUUGACAAGUAUUAAAGGAAACACCUACUUCUUGAGCCUGCAAAGUCUUCUGAGCACUUAAGUGACGUUUCUCCUGUGGAGUCAACAUUGAGGCGUUGCAGGUGCCAGGAUGGAGUAUGGUGGAGUGUCCUCUGCCAGCUGCUGGCCGGGGACCAGUGCGUGCUGGCCCUCUGCAAUCUUGCUCUCGGCAAAGGAUGCUCUGCAGGGAACUUGUGAAUGUGUGUGCGGGUGUGUGGCCUUGUCAAAGUCACAGCGUCUUUUCUGUCAUUCUAGUUCCAGGGUCUCUCCCGUGAGGACAACAGGCAUCCGGAAAGGCUAACGCGCCACUUCGGGUGCUUACUGUCUCGGGCUUGUUUCCAUCACUGGAAAUCAAAUAGAGAAUUUUAGUGCUUUUGGUCCUUGGUAAAACCUAGAAGACGUUUGUGAUGUUACAAAAUGGAAGUUUUGUUUGUGUUUUUAAUCUAAGAAGUUGUGAAUGUUAAUCACUUAGCAGUUGCAAUAAAUGUAGAGGAACCCGA